This is a messenger RNA of Salpingoeca rosetta, 8163 nucleotides long. Its product is annotated as Ptpn18 protein. The transcript is spliced from 21 exons. Gene Ontology annotation, biological process: protein dephosphorylation. Lineage: Eukaryota; Choanoflagellata; Craspedida; Salpingoecidae. The record is from RefSeq and is a predicted model, not a curated record. Gene Ontology annotation, molecular function: protein tyrosine phosphatase activity; protein binding. The coding region runs from base 1 to 8163 and encodes 2720 amino acids.
AUGCCUUCGGCGGGAACCCCUGUCAGUCGCAGGGCUGGCGUUUUGGGGGUCGUUUUGCUGUUGCUGCAGCUCACCACCCGCCUCACCUUUGGUCAAGAAGAGCAAAAUGGAUGCCAAAAUGGCAUGGGCGAUGGCACCAGCGUGUACUUUGACCCCAGCUCCGCUACCUGUCUGCCCAUCACCAAGUGCACAACGCAGUGCUCGGCCGUCUCCGGCACCUCCUACUUUGGCACCUGCUCCUGCCCCACCUUCUGCCUGGUGUGCAACUACGCGUUUGGACCCCCGAUUGCGACGGAAUGCACCCUUUGCGGCAGCCAACGCUACCUCCACCAAGGGACAUGCGUGACGGAGUGCCCUGAUGGGUACACGGGCGUCGGUAGCGGAAGCACGGGCCGCGUGUGCCAAUCAACGCGUGACGAUCCAUCCACACCUGCACCGUCUCCCACAACGACAGCCACAACCACCAGCACGGCCGUGUGGCUGGAGUUCGAGGCUGUUGCACCAACUGUCACCAGUGAUCGCACCUGCGCUCCGGUCACUUCCUGCCUGGACAUCAACAGCUAUGAGGUGCAGCCCGCAACGGCAACAACAGACACAGCCUGUGAACCGUUGACAGACUGCUCUGCCCAGGACGCAUUUAUUGCCGUUGUUUCAGACGGGUUUUCGGACCACGUGUGCUCCCCGCUCACGCAGUGUGAUGAUGACACGCAGUACGAGAGUGCUGCGCCAACUGCGACAAGCGAUCGCACGUGUGACACCAUCUCGCCACCUUGCCACAUUGCAGACCCGGCCACCUUUGAGGCGCUGCCACCAACACGCACCAGCGACCGCGUGUGCAGCGCUCUGACGGUGUGCGAUUUGAGCACGCAGUACAUUGCAGUCCAGCCCACAGCAACCACUGACCGCGAAUGUGCGAACGCGCGCUCGUGCUCAACGGAUGAUGGAUCCGAGUACGAACGGACCCCUCUGACGCCCACCAGCGAUCGCGAGUGCGCGUCUGUGGUCCAGUGCGACUUGCGCAGCACAUAUGAGGAGGUUCCGCCCACCGUCACGUCGGACCGUGCCUGCAGGCAAUGCACUGUCUGCAGUGACAUUGAGGAUGAAGACGCGAGUCUCUCUCUCUUCCAGGCCGAGCCCUGCACCCUCACCUCAGACACUGUCUGUGACCGCUGUUCCGAAUGCUCCGACAACACAUUUGCCUUUCGGGAUUGCGGGUUUGCCACAGACACACUGUGCAUCACGUGCACGCGCUGUGUGGAAGGGGCAAUGUUUGAGGUGGAACCAUGCACGCCCACAACGGAUCGCACGUGCACCGCGUGCUCAGAGUGUGGGGCUGGAACAUUUAUCCAGGAGUCGUGCACCCCGACCAGCGAUACGGUGUGCGAGGUGAUUCGCACGUGCGCAUCCAGUGAAUAUGAGGUGACACCACCAACAGCCACGUCCAACCGCGUGUGUGCGUCGCUUACACGCUGCCGCACGAACGAAUAUGAAUCGACUCCGCCCACCGCCACCAGCGAUCGCACAUGCACGCGCCUGACCACAUGCAGUGACGGCACUGACAACAGUGGUGCGCAGCAGUACGAAUCCUCGGCACCAACAGCGACGACAGAUCGCCAAUGCCGUGCCUGCAGGCAAUGUUCGCCCGCGGAGAGCCUGUAUGAACAGGCACCAUGCACGCCCACCUCUGACACCAUUUGCCGCCAGGUUGCGUCGUGUGCACAGCGUUGCACUGUGGAUGACAACGUUAAUGCCUGUGUUGAACCAGGCACCGUCCUUCCCUGCACCCGCCACGACACCCAAGAAACCUGCCCACAAGACAGGUGUGAGUGGCUGCCUGAAUUCGUGCUGCCGUGUCAGCUGAAGGCGAGCGCUGUAUCGCCGGGUGAUGGCGGUGAUGGCGAUGACAUAUGUUCGGCUGUUCCGCAGCACGCAUGCUCUGGAGCCUGCUUCUUCGAUGCAACCACACAUGUCUGCCGCAAGAGACAAUGCGCUGACAUUGCUGUGCCGACAGAUUGCCACCGCUUUACGCAAGACGAUUGCGAGUACGACAAUGCGGCAUUCGUGUGCAAACUCAAAGGAAGCGACACACCGUGCUACUCAAUUCUUCCCGUUCUCUGCGAAACCUUUGAUCACUGCAUGCUGGACCCCAUUACAUCUACGUGCAACAACAGGGGCGCGAGCGUGCCGUGCCGUUUCCACGACCGGAACACGUGCCCACUCUAUCGCUGCCGCUUCGACGCAUCUGUCAACCUCUGCUGGUCCCUCACCGACAACGUUCCGUGCUCUCUCUUCCAGUCCACAAACUGCCCCGUGCCAGGUAGAUCUGAGUUCCAGUUUGCGUCCCCGACGUCCACCAGCGAUGCGCUGUGCGCGCGCAUAUCCGCAUGUACAAACGACGAAUUUGAGGCCGUACCGCCGUCCCCGCUCUCAGAUCGCGUCUGCCAACCACUCACCACCUGCACAGACAACGAAUACCAGACACAGGCGCCCACCGCCACCAGCAACCGGUUCUGUGCGCCCGUCACAGCGUGUCCCCAAUGGCACUACCAAUCAACGCCUCCUACCGCAACGUCAAACGCCAUUUGCAGCGCCAUCACCACGUGCUCAUCCACAAACUACACAUUCCCGUCAUUACCAACACAAACAACAACACCAACACCAACAACAGCAACAGCAACCACGAUCAACGAAACAGCAGCCACCACCACCAAGUCGCCCAUCCAAACGACAACAACAACAACAGUGCGCGACGAAGACCCAGCCGAUGUCGAUGGCUACUAUUACGAGCUGCUACCGCCAACAGCAACGACGGACCGCGUGUGCACACCAGCCACCACCUGUGUUGUUGGCGAGUUUGUCAAGACAUUGCCCACACCGACGUCCAACGCAAAGUGCGCGCGCAUUUCGUCGUGCGAUCCUGAUACAGAGUAUGAGGCCAUGCCUCCGACACCAAGCAGUGAUCGGAUGUGUGCACCACAUGGCACGUGCGACGGCGUCACGACAUUCGAGACUGCUCCGCCAACAGCAACGUCCGCGCGCGUGUGUGCGCCAACCACACCGUGCAGCCAGUUUUCGUACCAGAGCACGCCUGCCACGCCCACUAGUGAUCGCACGUGCAUGGCCCUGACCACGUGCAGCGAUGAUGAGCUCGCGUCGAUGCUGCCACAGCUGGCGCCGUUUGAUCUGCGACAGCGCGGCCUGGCAUCUUACAUCACCAACCGAGAAUGCAUGACAGUCACGUCAUGCAACCUCGAUGGCGAGUACAUUGCAGUGCCCCCAACGGCAACCAGCGACACGGUGUGCCUGCCCGUACGCACGUGCACGCGCCCCUUGAUUGAGGUGGUGCCGCCGACAGCAACCAGCGACCGCGUGUGUGACGGCGAGAAGAAAGUGGACGCAAGUCUCUAUCUUGUUGGCGUGUCGCUGGCGCAGUUUCCCAUCGCCACCUUCCCCGCCACCAUCGCAUCCAUCAUUGGAGCUGUCACUGGCACCCCUCUCGACCCGUCCAAAGUGUUUAUCACGCGCCUGCGUGAGGGCAGCGUGGAUGUUGCAUACCGCGCGCUUGUGCCAACCAGCAGCGUGCAGAACGUGACAACCCUGUUGCGUAGUGACCAGGCCGUCUUGCAGGCGUUGCAAGCCGUGCACCCUUCGCUGGAGAACGCAACAGCACAGCCCCUCCAGUGCCCUGAUGGCUACUUUGUGUCUGCAACAGGCGAGGGAACGGGCCUUGCUGUUCCCUCGUGCGUGCUCGUGGGCACGUGCCAGCCGUGGGAGUACGAACAGGCGCCACCGACACCCACCAGCAACCGCGUGUGCGCAAACGUGUCCACCAUGUGCGGCGAGCCGUCACUGGAGUAUAUUUCCAGUCCAGCCACGCCCACCUCCAACAUCGUGUGCAGCCCCCUAAAGCAGUGCCUGCAGGACAUUGAGUAUGAGACUGUUGCACCCACGGCGACCUCCAACCGCGACUGCGCAGCCAUCAUCACAUGCGGUCCAGUUGGUGUGCAGUAUGAAGAGACGCCACCCACACUCACAUCAAACCGUGUCUGUCGCAACGUCACGCAGUGCAGCGAGGAGGCCGAUGGUGGCAAUGGUGGUGACACGGGGUUGAUGUUCUUUACUGCCGUCGCUGCAACCCCUACGUCCAACGCACAGUGCGAGGAGGUGCGCGCGUGCGAUGACACGCGCGAGUAUGAAAUGUUAGCGCCGACACCAACGAGCAAUCGUGAGUGCGCCCGGCUCACACCGCCGUGCACGCCAUGGGUCCAGUAUGAGAGCGCUGCACCGACACCAACAUCUGAUCGACGGUGCACCAACGUCACUGCGCCGUGUGUCCUCGGCGUUCAAUACGAACAGCAGCAGCCUACUCCAACAUCAGACCGCACGUGUGAGGACGUCACGCCUUGCGAUGAAACGCAAUACCUCCUCACACCAGCCACCAUCUCUGCAGACAGCGACUGCCGCGCACUUCGCACGUGCACUGCUGAUGAAUAUGAGGAAGUGGCGCCGACGCCAACAUCAAACAGAGUGUGCCAGCCCGUGAAGGCGUGCGCUGCUGACGGUGACGAAUACAUGGUGGCGGCAGCAACGGCAACAAGUAAUACUGUUUGCAGACAGUGCGACACGUGCAGUGCACACCAGUACGAGACCGUUCCGUGCACCAUCGCCACCAACAGGAGGUGCGCCAACUUGAGCACGUGUGACCCUGUCGAUAAAGUGCAGCCGACGUUUGAGAUCAUGGCGGCCACGCCCACCACCAACCGCAUGUGCGGUGCCUGCAGGCAAACCUGCCCCGAGGGCUCCCACGUGACAGCGGCAUGCUCGCAGUUUGCAGACACAAAGUGCCGCGGGUGCCGCACGUGCGCGCUUCUGUCCCAGUACGAGACGAGCCCGUGUACGGCAACAACAGAUCGUGUGUGCACGCGGUGCUCAGACUGCCCCGUCAACCACUACCAGACGCAGCCGUGCUUUGGCACGAGCGAUGUGAAGUGUGCAGAGUGCUCGCCAUGUGCAGAGAACCAGUACGCGCUUGUGCCGUGCCGCGCACAGGCGGAUACCGUGUGUGCCAAUGUGACUGCCGCUUGUCGUGAGGGCGUGGAGUACGAGACGCGCGCACCAACAGCAACCACAGACCGCAAGUGUGUUCAGCUUGAUGUGUGCGGUGAUGGUGAAUACGAACGCAUCGCGCCCACCGCCACCAGCAACAGGGUGUGCCUGCGUGUGGACGACUGCAACCUGGACACACACUACAUCGCAGCCGAGGCAACGCCAACCUCCAACACAGUGUGCGUGCCUCGCUCCCCACCCACGUGUGGCGCGGGCAUGUUUGUGUCGCGCGCACACACGGCAACCUCAGACAUCGAGUGCAGGCGCCUUCGCACCUGCAACCCGGACACCCAAUAUGAGACAGCGGCAGCAACCGCAACGACAGACCGCGAGUGUGCGGACGCAGACGUGUGCAUGCUGUUUGCGAAUGGCACGGGCACAUAUGAGCAGCAGCCGCUGACACCCACGUCCAACCGCGAGUGCAAGCGCGUGCGCACGUGCGAGCAGCAGGGUGACACGGAGCGGUACGUGGCCACGGCGGCAACGGCAACCAGCGAUGCCGUGUGUGGCGCUGCAGACACGUGCAUUCCCCGCGUGUCGUACGAAACGCGCCCACUGACACCUACCAGCAAUCGACGGUGCGCGCAGGUGCGUGCGCCGUGCAACCUCGAUGUGGAGUACGAGAGCGCUGCGCCCACGCUGACCACCAACCGCGUGUGCACACGUGUUACGGAGUGUGCGGAUGAUGGCAGCGAGUACGUGCUGCAGGAACGCACGUCCAUCAGCGACCGCGUGUGCGAGUCGUACACCACGUGCGCCCCUUUCAACGCCAUCCUCUCCGAUGUCUGCGAAGCGUGCUUUCUCCCAGACCCGCCAACAAACGCGUCGCUGUCUGCGUGUGCGUCGCUGACUAUUAAUCUCUGCCGCUAUUUCGCCGAGACUGGUGCUCCGCUCCCAUCGCUCUGCGCUUCCUGCACACGCGGAACACGCGAUUGCCUUCAGCUCGCCAUGAACUACACGUCACAUCGGUGCCCGCGCCCGCAAGGCGAAUACGAGCAACGGUCACCCACGGCAACGUCAGACCGCACGUGUGCACCCAUUACAUCAUGCAGACCUGGCCAGUUCACAAGCACGCGGCCCACGCCCACUUCAGACAGGGCAUGCAGCGUUGGCGUUCCGCUUGUCGCCAUCACGACAACAGCGGCGCCGGGCACACCUGCUGGCUCCAACAGCACGGCAGGCGUGGGGCAGGCCACGUGGGUGUAUGUUGUCGUUGCUCUCCUCCUCCUUGGUAUCAUGUGCGCCGUGUUGGCCACGCUGAUUGCGAGGCAGGGCCGACGAAGCAGCUCCCACACCCUCAGUCACGACCCAUCAUCGCUUGAAGGGUACGCAGGGAACAAGGGUGCCCGUGAUGGACAAGUGCCAGCGCACCCACUCUCGCCGCAACAGCGUAUGUACCAAGCAUCAUUUGUGGACCCCUCGGUGCGGCGCAUGCAUGGCAGUGACGGCAGCGUGCUUGCAGGCAACAACAUGCAGAACGAGGCCUUUGCUGAGCCCGCCAUGCUGUUUUCGGGACAGCAGCAGCAACAACACCAGCAACAGUAUAGCGCCGGUCACACCACCGCACUCGCAGCUGCCAUGGCGUCCGCAACAGCAACAGCGACGGCGACGGCAGCGGCAGCAGCAAUUCCGUCCUCACACGAGAACGCGGAGAUUAUGCCAGGUGCUGAUGGCGAAGAUGAUGAGGAUGAUUGGGAGCAGCAACUGAGCGCGAUGCAACAGCAGCAACAGCUGUUUGAGCGCACCUUUCGCCAGCAGCAGCAGCAGCAGCAGCAGCAACAACAACAACAACAACAACAACAACAACAACAACAACAACAACAACAACAACAACAACAACAACAACAACAACAACAACAACAACAACAACAACCUGUGCUUGCGCCAGUCAAGAAGCGUGGAUCGCAGCAGAAGGUCGGGGUGGUGCGACGUCGCAAGAGUGGCAGUCGUCGUUCAUCGAAGGAUGUCGCAGGGAAGAACGCAACGCUUCAAGAACUGUUUGAUAGCAUGCCACAAAUCAAGGAGGAGGACGAGCAACACGAGCAAGGUUGGAGUGCAGCAAAGCCGCGCCGUUCCGACACAAGUGCACCGAUGGCUGUGUCCAUGGAUGAGUCAAAUGCGAUUGCGUUUGGCACAAAACCGCCGCCAUCAUCAUCGUCCAUGCGUUCUGCAACAGACCUCCAACUCGAAUCCCUCAAAGAGGGGCUGAGCACGUGCUCGGAGGAGUAUGAGGCAAUUCGGACCGCCGAUCCAGCAACAGUGACGGCAGAUGCUGCCAGUCGUCAGUCAAGCCUUCGCCGCAACAGAUACCAGAACGUGCUGGCCAUUGAUGCAACGCGGGUUGUGCUGCAGGACGACGAAGACGGCAACGAUUACAUCAACGCCAACCACGUGCGCAUUCCACACGCACCAGAGCUCCACUACAUCCUGAGCCAGGGCCCGCUCGAAGCGACAACGGAGCACAUGUGGGCGAUGGUUGUGCAAGAGCACGUUCACGUGGUGGUGAUGGUGACAAACUUGAUUGAGCCCAAACCAGACGGACGCAUCAAGCAGAAAUGCGUUACGUAUUGGCCGCAGAAACAAGGCGAAGCAAUGGUGUGUGGUCGGUUUGUGGUCACGUGCACAUUGCGGGAGCAGCAUGAAGGAUACACGACAUCCACCGUUGUCGUCCGCUCUCCGCGUGACCCGUCGCUCGAACACACCGUCACCCACAUCCAAUACCGUGACUGGCCUGAUUUUGGAGUGGCAGAGCCAAGCUCUCUCUUGCGGUUCAUGACGGCAGUCAGACAGCAGCACGCAGCACGACCCACGCAGUCGCCCUCAUCGUCGUCAUCGUCGCCUAUUCUGGUGCACUGCUCCGCUGGACUCGGGCGCUCGGGCGUGUAUGUCGUGGUGGACGCUGGCAUUCAGAAGAUGAUGAAAGGGUUUGUGCCGGACCCAAGGGCGCUGUUGAUGCACGCGCGCAAGCAGCGGCCAGGCCUCGUGCAGACAGAAGAGCAGUAUCGCCUCAUCUACCAGUGCCUCCUCCAAUAUGCCUCGUCAUCGGCGUCUUCGUAG